This is a messenger RNA of Hyla sarda, 1039 nucleotides long. RefSeq names its product protein SCO1 homolog, mitochondrial (gene SCO1). NCBI's taxonomy places the organism in Eukaryota, Metazoa, Chordata, Amphibia, Anura, Hylidae. The record is from RefSeq and is a predicted model, not a curated record. The transcript has 7 exons. The coding region runs from base 62 to 883 and encodes 273 amino acids. Gene Ontology annotation, biological process: mitochondrial respiratory chain complex IV assembly.
CGGGCUGUGGAGUGAGGAGCACACCGGAAGUGCGGGUCAUGUGAGGCUGGAGGUCAUUGUCAUGGCGGCCCGGUGUACCACGCUCUUUUUCCGGGUGUUCCCGAGGGAAAUAUCCCUGGGGGCCCCGAACUGCUGCAGGGUUGUUGGUGUUUCAGGUGGCAAAUGGCGUGGGGGUGUCUGUUCUGGUCGGUUCCUGAGUUCUCUUCCUCCUCCUCCUCCAGGAUACAAGGAGAAGACGUCAAAACCAGGGCCAGUGUCCUGGAAGUCUUUGGCGAUCACCGCAGUGGUGGGCGGAGCUCUGAUGGCCGGCAUGAAAUACGUAAAAAAGGAGAAAGAGGAAAAGAUUGAGCGGGAAAAGACCCGCUCGCUGGGGAAGCCAUUACUGGGCGGACCGUUCUCUUUGAUCGAUCACAACGGCCUCCCUAAGACGGAUCAGCACUUCCUGGGUCAGUGGAUUCUGCUCUACUUCGGCUUCACCCACUGUCCUGACAUCUGCCCCGAAGAGAUCGAGAAGAUGAUCGAAGUCGUGGACCAGAUCGAUGACCUUAAAGAAAUUCCCAACCUCAUUCCUGUCUUCAUCACCGUGGACCCUGAACGGGACGAUAAAGACGCAGUGGCGAAGUAUAUUAAAGAGUUCUCCCCAAAGCUGGUGGGGCUGACCGGCACCACGGAGCAGAUCGAACAAGUGGCCAAGGCGUACAGGGUGUACUUCAGUCCGGGGCCCAAGGAUGACGACAGCGACUACAUUGUGGACCAUACCAUUGUCAUGUAUCUGGUGGCACCGGACGGCGGCUUUGUGGAUUAUUACGGACAGAAUAAGACAAGUACAGAAAUCACGGCCUCUAUAGCUCUUCAUAUGAAGCGAUUCCUCCAGGCGACAUGACUCCGACCCCCAUCCUCCACCCUCACCGAAUACUCCUCCUAAGGUGGCGGCAGAUUGUUUACAAUAUGAUCAUUGCUUUUUAUUACGUAUAUUAUUAAUGGGGACUGUAAAUUAUAUAUCUGAAUAAACACAAAUGAGCCACGGAUUUCAUUGUCA